UUUAAGCACAAGGUCUAAUUGAGUUACAUGCUGAUGAAACCGACACACCGAAGUGGCCGCUGCACCAGCUCACCUAACAGACAGCAACGUCUCGAGGCAGAACAGCCUCCUGGGAACAUCACAUUUCAGGGGGAGUGGUCGCAGACCGGCCAAAUAAACAAGAACAGGUGUGUGCAGGGGAAAAAAAUAAAAAAAACAGCAUUUCAGAGUCAAACCAGCUGAGACUAACAAGUGGUUGCCAAGCUGAGGGAGAGAGAGACAGGCAGAGAGAGAGGGAGAGAGGGAGAGAGGGAGACGGUGUGUUUGCAGGGACACACAGAGCAGCUGCGCGCUCAGGAAGCGCAGGCGACAGCAGGGCUGCGAGAGCAUUCCAGUCGCAGAUUUCUGACUCUGAGCGUGUCUGCGCCGCUGCCUCUCACUCCCCCCAUCAGCCUCUUUUUUUUCAGGAGCAGUCAAGCCGAGCCUGUGGAACUCCUGCUGGCUGUGCGCAGGGCUCGACACGCUCUUCUGCAGUGAUGAGGGGUACGACGGCAGCCGCAGGAAUAACGGACUGACCGCCCACAACAGGUCUGACAGAAUGAGGCCGAAAUGAAGGCGUCCAUCUAUCCGUGCUGAUCGCCACCCUAACCGACGCGUGCAGGAUGACGGGGCUCGUCUUGGAACAUGUGUAGCGUUCACUAUAACCACAGCCUAACGGCCAUGAGCGGGAGUGACAUCAUGGCCUAUUCUCUGAGUCUGGAGCAGAAGACGGCAUUCGCGUUCGUAGGGAUGUUGCUGGUGUUUCUCGGCCUGUUGAUCGUCAGGUGUUUCCGGAUCCUGCUGGACCCCUACAGUAGCAUGCCAUCAUCCAGCUGGGGCGACGGACUGGAGGGCCUAGAAAAGGGGACGUUUGAAUACGCUCUUACCUGAGGCCAGAGACACCAAACCCCCAAUCCAUGGCUUCAUUCUAGAGCCCCGUAAAUCAUAUAAAGCCUUUUGCACCAUAUGGGGGCGUGCACACGGGACGCGUUCUGGAACGAGGUUUCGAAAUGCAAAACGUUUUAACGCCAGACUGUUUUUUUUUAACCUGACACACCUUCGUAGAAAUAGGUAAUGUUUGAUGAUGCAAUGGCCAAAGACUUGAUGCAUGAUGCAUGCACAUUUUGACAGGGGUGCAAAGGGGUGGAAAUUUUCAGAAACUUUAUUUUUGGACACUUUUGGUAAGUUUCCAGAAUUUUUCACCCCUUUGCGACUCUACAUAGCAGCGAUAGCUCACGAGAACGCGUCCUGUGCGAACGCCCCCAAAGAGAAUUCAUCCAAACGACACACUGUGACGCAUGGCCUGCUGUUACGACAUCACUCUUGGAUUUUGGAAAAUGAUGUCGCACCAUUUAGCCACUGGGCAUCUCAGGGAAGAGCAAAGAAAGACUUGAACUCAAAUAAAACAAGAUGGCACAUGUGCAAGACAAUGCUAGGAUGUAAACAGGGUACCUUCGCCCUUUCAUUCACGCUUCCACCCCGUUAUAAAGGACCGCAUGCUCGCGAUGCGCCGGCCAAGCAUUUGCAUACUUGCGUCGAGUACCUUUCUGGCCUAACUCUCCUGUUUACCGUGAUCUGGGUCUCCGAUGCCAGUCGAACACUACAAUAACCUGCUGUUUUUGAAAAGCUGUGCAAACAUCUCUGUAGACCCGUGUGUGUUUUUCUAGCAAGUACUAGCAAUCAGUUUCUCUUCACUUACUGCCUACGAAACAUCUGCACACAAACCGCAGAGACUCUACAGGACAUUGCGAGUGAAGAUUCUUGAAUGUCACGUCUGAAAUUGUGACACAUCCUGCCACCUCCAUGUUUGUUUGUGUGUGUGACAGAGGAAGGGUGUGUCACCAUGACAACAGCAGAAAUUUGCGAGCUGGAUGCGAGUGAUGCACCAAUGAAAGCGUAGCUCAUCUCCAGUGUUCUAGUGCUGUGAAUCUGCCUUACUGGAUUUCUGUGCCUUCAUUUAGCAGCGGUAGCGUAUCUCUCACAGGACGAUCUGUGUUUGUGUGCGUCUGUGUGCGUGAGGACCACUGUUGAAGACCACUGUUCUUUGUGUUUCUCUCACGCCGAGGAGGACAGAACGUCCCUCGCCGCGAUGGUCUGUGUUCAUCUGCUGGAAUAAAACAGUUCUGGACCUUUUCCUCGUUCUGCCCGUUUCUUUCCUAAAACAUAAAAAAAUCAUUCUAUUUUCUUUGUAAAUUCAGGCUGCACGUCUUACUGUAAAUAAUUAAUCAGCGCACAUUAUGAAUGCAUUC
This is a messenger RNA of Labeo rohita (rohu), 2267 nucleotides long. It is a transcript of the gene ctxn2, whose product is annotated as cortexin 2. The transcript has 2 exons. Bases 664 to 909 code for a protein of 81 amino acids. The record is from RefSeq and is a predicted model, not a curated record. Lineage: Eukaryota; Metazoa; Chordata; Actinopteri; Cypriniformes; Cyprinidae.